AUGCAGUUAAAUUCAUUACCAAACAAGAUAGGGAAUUGCAUAGUUGUUGACCCUUUUCUUCACCAUGUAGGGUAUGAUAUAUAUCUUGUUGGAGGUUGUGUCCAGGAUCUUAUACUAAAGCAAAUAAGUAAGGACUUUGAUAUUAUUACUUCAGCUGAUCUUAAAGAGGUGUUGAGAACAUUUCCAUGGUGUGAGAUAGUUGGUAAAAAGUUUUCCAUAUGUCAUGUUCGUAUGGAUGGUACCAUUGUCGAGGUUUCGAGUUUCAAUAUUGCUACAAGGAAGUCAAAUCACUUUCAUCAUGACAUCGAGGCACCCAGUAGCUGUGAUAAGGAGGACUAUCUUCGUUGGAGGAAUUGUUUGAAAUGCGACUUUACAAUUAAUGGGUAG
Molecule: messenger RNA, 387 nt
Organism: Arachis ipaensis
Lineage: Eukaryota; Viridiplantae; Streptophyta; Magnoliopsida; Fabales; Fabaceae
Source: RefSeq, a predicted model, not a curated record